This is a messenger RNA of Wyeomyia smithii (pitcher-plant mosquito), 561 nucleotides long. RefSeq names its product ninjurin-2-like. Gene Ontology annotation, cellular component: membrane. The coding region runs from base 33 to 443 and encodes 136 amino acids. NCBI's taxonomy places the organism in Eukaryota, Metazoa, Arthropoda, Insecta, Diptera, Culicidae. The record is from RefSeq and is a predicted model, not a curated record. The transcript has 3 exons. Gene Ontology annotation, biological process: cell adhesion; tissue regeneration.
GUCAGUCGAGUAAUUGCACCAUUCCCUUAAUCAUGGAUAGCAACACAACAAACGUUGGCUCUCGAGCAUCGGAACCCAUCUCCAGCAACAAAAACUUCAACAUCAACGAUUACGCUACAAGAAAAUCAUUUGUACAAGGAUUGUUGGAUCUAGCGCUACUUACAGCGAAUGCUGUUCAGCUCAAAUUCAUCCUAACAGUUGAAUUAGAUCAUCCAUUUUACACCUUGCUGCUCAUUCUAAUUCUCACAUCUAUUGCCUUGCAGAUUUUACAAGCAAUCAUCAUCGUAGUUUUAGUUAUGCUGUUUAAUAUCAACAAAAUCGAAGAACAACGGAAAUCUGACAUUAUCAACAAUGUAUUAAUAUGCAUAACGGUGGUAACAGUUGUUGUAAACAUUGUCAUUAGUGCCUUUGACAUGAAAAAUCAGAGUAUUCUCAAGCGAUAAAAACAUAAUAUGCGAUUGGCGUGACAUCAUAGUAAUUUGUAACAAAUGUCAACAUAACGAAACUCUUUUAUCUCAUCAACAAUCAACAAUUUGAACAUAAAUAAUGUCAAACGAACAA